AUGUUGAGGUCUCCAAGUGGCUACAGCUCGUCAAGCGCAGAUCACAUCGAAGGUGCCGUGAACAACUGCCUGAGGGGACUGGACAGAUCCCGAUGCCUUGUGGUCACUUCAGGUGCUCGUUGGACAGGUCGACAGCCAAGCUUCCCUGGUGCUAAGGUUCUUCAGAUUGACUGCAGGCAUUUCCAUGAUCCUGACAGCGACAGAUCGAUCCGAGGUUGCACUGGACGACAUCCUAGCAUUAUCCGAGGAGUUGCACUUCAUGAGGCAAUGAAUGACCUCGUUGAGCAGGUGACAGAUUUCUUGAGGGCUAACCCGAAUGGGAAGCUCGUGAUCCACUUGUACUGCACCAGUGGUCGUCAUCGCAGUGUUGGAUUAGCAGCUUUGAUCUACUACUUCUUGGACGUGACUGAUUGGAGGAAGCCUUUGCUGAUCCAUUAUCACAGCCCGGAGUGGCGUGAGAUGACUUGUGGAGGUCAUUGCAGUCUUUGUGCAACAGCCGACACCAGAGAGCUUGGAAACUUGAUGAACAGGCAUCUUCCUGACGUGCGUGUUGUGGAUGUGGAUGAACCUGAUAGGGCCUACUACAACGGCGACGAGAUCUAUCCCCACGUUGACACCAUCCAGGACUGUGCCAGUUCCAGUCCGUGUAUGUUCCAGCAUAUCCACCUCCAAGCCGUAGUGCUGGAGACUCAUCUCGUGGAGGAGCACAUCACGAAGGAGACGAACGAGGCCGUGAUUAUGGAGGACAAGACCGACCAGAAGAAGAUCCUCUUCGAGCGGCAGGCGUGGUCGGCGAUCUCGAAGCAGCCACCGAUUCGACACCCAUGUGAUGAGUCUCAGCGUCAGCGACUUGAGAGGGAACUCCGCGACAUCUUGAACGACAACAGCGGAGACCCAUAUCGCUGGAAUGUCGAUGAAGACAUCCUUUCUUGGAUCAUCUCUUCUGCAAAACUGUGGGGAAACAGAGAUCGGGUGAUCUGGAUUACAGACCCCAGCCUUCCUCAUGAGGAGCAGCAGCAGCAAGGCAUCAGGGUGGACAUCAAGCUCAGAUCCCACGUGAGGAGCACUUUGAUUUCAGGUGGCAAAUGGAUGAAUCGACAGGGUUGGGUGAAAUCGUCAUUCUAUCGACCACGUGAUUCCGCAGGAACAUUGUGGAACAGACUUCAACGGGAAGAAGCUGUUGGAGAGAACGUCGAUCUCCCGACUACUUGGGCCGAUUUGGUGAUCUUCUCACAUCGAGACGUGCGCCCGCGAGCAUAUACGGGGCGCGUGGUUUUGUUGUCAGGUGAUCAGGGUUUUGAGGGCAGUAUCGCACCAAAAACGGAGCCCCAAAACGCACCAAAAACGGAGCCCCAAAAGAGCCAGAAAUAUGUCCCCAAAACAAAAGUCCAUUUGCAGAGUCGAAAGAAUCCUCCAACUCCACCACAGCCAAGUCGGUUUAUGAUUUGUACAGAUGAUGACAUGUUCAAGGGAAACCCCAAGAUUCAGACUCCGAAAGAUGAGUCAACCGACUAUAGCACAAGUUCAUCCGAUGAGAGCCCUGUUGCCAAACCUGUGAAAAGCAAAUCCUCCAAUGGAAAGCCUUGUCAUGAGAAAACCCCCAAGGAUGAAGUGAUCAUCAAAACCGAACCCGGUGAUGUACUGCCAGUUGGACUCAUGGCCAGAGAUCCAGAUGGUCCCAACAUGCAUGAAGUUGUUCUGGUCGUGAUCGGAGGUGAACAGCAAUCCUUUUUGGAUGCUCGAAUUUCCCCAGAUUCCCAAAGCGACGGAUAUGAGCCAUCCGUACUUGAGGCGCCUGAACCAAUUGCCUCAGACCCCGUCUUGAAACCCAACCUGAGAGUGAAAGAGGGUCAUCGCUUAUGCCUUCCAGGAGCCACUUUGAGCGAGCCCGAAAUGCGGCCGCACAAUGGUCCCAUCUAUGACAUUGGGCGAAUGUCGCAUCGCGGCCCAGCCUUUGCGUUUCCACAGGAGGAGCAACGGCCUCCCCUGGGUGGCACCAACUACCCCGACUCCUCUGUAGAUCUGACAUGCGCCACGGUGGACAGCCAAAAGGUUAAGUUCCCUGGUUCCGCGCAAGCGUGCUUUGGGACUGAGAUGAGAAUGGGCAUCAAGAACGCAGAGAUUCUGGUUACCAACCCCAACUUGAUGCUUGGAAUGGAAUCUCCAGGAGCCGCAGAAUACAGUCCAUCGCAAGAAGCUGUGCGUCGACAACAUCCCAAGUACAGCUUCGCAGAUAAUGUGCAGGAGCGGGUGCAAAACGCCAAGCCCGUGACGCGGCUCACAUUGCCGGCGGCAGACCUGGCACAAAGGGAAUUGGAAGAGAUUGAUGCAGCCAAAUUGAAAGCUCCAGAGGAUCCUGUUCCAGUGCCACCGGGCCUCAGUCGAACCUUGCAAGAGCAGUUGGAUUCGCUGACCGACAAGGUUGAUGUUUGCCUCUCGGAGAUACUCAACGUCAAAGUCUUGACGACCAAGCUGCCAAGCAAUGACAAGCCCACGGGAGGUUGGUCAACACCCCAAAAUCCCUGCGACCAGCUUGUUCAGCAGCCAGGCGCCGCUAGCAGCUCAAAGAAAAAGAGUGCCAAACUCCAGUGGAGUGAGAACGGGGAAGAAGAGGCCCUCCGAGAGACUGCUCGCCAUUCCUCAGAAGAUGCGCCACACAGCGGGGCUGCGACCUCCAUGCCGGUGCAGCGACGCUCCGAGUGGCCCACAAAGGCACCGAAGACCACCAUCCGGCAGAACACGGCAGGCUCCGACUCGCCUCCGGAGAAAGCGCUCCACCAUGUGGUGUCGCAGAAGGGGCCCAGGCAGGCCAUCGUGGCGGGCGGUGUCGAUCUGCAGGUGGCCUGGAAGCUCCACGCCAAGCGGAUUACGCAACAAGAUCCAACGUUAGAGUUGUCACCGAUGCUGAGACUGGUGCACCGUAGCUGGAUGGAAACGGCUUGGGAAUUCUUGGACGAUCCAGACUCGAGUCGAGGAGCAUGGUGGGCCUGUCUCUUCCAGAAACUGAUCGUUUGCAUCGCUUUGCUCUUUUCCUGCUUGCAAGUCACCAAGGAGCCAUUGAUGGACCCCCUGAACUUCGCCAUAUGGGAAACAGCCCUGGAUAUCCUGUUCCUCAGCGAGUUUCUGGCACGGAUCAUCUGCACUCCUUUGAGGAGGACCUAUGUUUUGGAUCCAUUGAAUUGGGCAGAUAUGCUGAGUGUUUGUGCAUUGCCACUGCGGAUUGCUGCUGGAUUUGUGCUCUACGACCCUUUGUCGGAGGAUGUUCUGGUUCGGAUAUUGAUGUUCGUGGUGCCAUUGAUUCGAUUUCUAAAACUGCUUCGCUACUUUGAGAUUUUCCGGCUCUUGAUUGACGCCUUCAAGAACAGCGCUACAGCACUUCCCGUACUCGCCUAUAUCAUGGCUUUAAUAACACUGUUCGGGGCUACAGGGAUUUAUUUGGCCGAAGAAAAAGCGAACAUUCCAUAUUUCCAGCAAGCAAUGUGGUUGGCCAUUGUGACCAUGACAUCUGUUGGCUACGGUGAUUUUUACCCGGAGACCCUCGCGGGCUACAUCGUCGUGUCCAUGCUCACUUUUGUCAGCGUGUUGUUUCUGGCUAUGCCUGUGGGGAUCAUUGGCUACGAAUUCACCUGUUGCUGGCAGAGUCGUGAUCGUGUGCUGUUGAUCACCAAAGUUCGCAAAUGUCUGGAGAAAUGGGGCUACAGCGCCAAAGAUGUCAGAAUCUUAUUUGAUUAUGUGGAUGCAAACGGAGAUGGAGAUUUAAAUCUCAGUGAGUUCAUUGAAUUGAUUCGACAAAUGCGUAUCGGUAUCAGCGUUGAAAGCGCUUUCGACCUAUUUACCUUGUUUGAUGACGACAACAAUGGCACGCUGGACGCAACGGAAUUCUUGCGGCACAUUUUUCCAGAACAGUAUGUCAAAGAUCAACAAGAGAAGCAGACACCUCCAAGAAAGAGCCGCGCAGUGGUGGGCGAGGCCUUGCAGCACCUGGAAAAGAUCCAGGACUCCCAUGAGAACUCCGCAGAACACUUCUGA
Cladocopium goreaui is the source of this 4029-nucleotide messenger RNA. The record is from the annotation of a GenBank genome assembly. Lineage: Eukaryota; Dinophyceae; Suessiales; Symbiodiniaceae.